AUGAGAAGAAGAAAGAAAGAGAUCGAUCACGAUUACUCUUUUGAUCAAAAAGAGAGAGAGAAUAUGGUAAAAUAUCGAAACCAUUUGAAAUCGGUUGCAGUUGAUCAAUGGAGAGAUAAAUAUCUAGACUAUGAAUAUUUGAAAUCAUUGUUGGAGAAUGAAUACAAGAAUGCACCACCAUCACUUAAUGAAGACACUCAUUCAAAUAUGAUGAAUAUUAGAGGUGGUGGUGGAGGUGGAGGUGGAGGUGCCAACAGCAGUGGACUGCUCAACCGCAGAAAACUACUGCAUCAACUCAUGUCGUCUCCCAACUCGUCUAGACGAAUCAUUAAUGACGAUGAACAUCCAGCCGCCACAUCGGCCACACCAGUAGUAUCACCAAACACCGCCGGAAAAAAGCGACACCAACGAAAAGAUAGUGACGGAGUAGACAGCGACAAUGACGACAUUGAGCUGCAAGUAUUAAACCAACUCAGUCAAUCGAUGAUGAGCAACAAAUCGACCAUGUCAUCACCAACAUUGUACAGUCACAGUCAAGGUGGAUUCAGUAGUGGUCAUUUAGAUGAAAUGGUCCUCAAAUCUCCAACAUUAGAUGCAGAUGAACAUGUCAUUGAAAGAGUUUUAGAUGAUAGUGAUAAUAGUGAUCAUCAUGAACAACAAGAAGAACAAGAUAUGAUGGAUGAAGCUGGAAAUGAAGAUCAAGAUGAAGAUCAAGAUAGUAGUCCAGAAGCCAAAUCACCAUUAAAUCUUGUUAAAACUCCUUUAUUAAAUUCAUCAACUUCAUCAACUUCUUCAACUCAUCAUCAUCGUCAGAACCAUAAAAGUCAAAAGAAAAAGAAUCAAAAACAACAUUCAAGAAGAUCAUCUCUAACUAAUAGUAAUCAUGGUAGUAGCCAAGAUCUUUAUGAACAAACGCAGAAAAAACAAGAACAAUCAAAUCAUUUACAUUUACCACAAAUCAAAGAGAUUGUACCACUUUCAUUGGAGGAAACAGCAUUUUCAAAAGAACCAAGUCCUGUUCAUUUAUCACCUGUUUUAAAUUCAUCUUCUCCUCUUCCUCCACCUCCUCCAUCUUCUUUAAAUGUUUCACGUCAACAACAACAACAUGUGAGAUAUGCAAUGACAUCUCGUCCACAAUCACCAGCAUCACCAAGAUCACCACAAAUGGCAUCUGUCAUUCGUCCACCCUAUCAUAGCGGCAAUCAACGUCAUCAUUCCAUCUCUAUUCCCGAUACUACAGGUGUAGACAACAGACCAACAUCCAAUUCAUUUGUACCCAUUGAAGAUUUAAUUAGAGGACCUGCCUAUGAUACUUGUGCUUCACCUCCAACCACUUUGAUUCACGAACCAACCUUCCAAGAGGAAUUUCUCUAUCAAUUGGAUAAAAUCGAUACCUUUUUCAUUGAAAGAUUUCAUAAAAUUAAAUACAAGAUUAUAGAUCAUUGUAAUAUGAUUCAAUUUAUUAAAGCUCAAUCUGAUAAAAAAGUAAGAAAUUCUAGAAAUAUUUCAUUUAUAAAGGAAGGAUUUCAAGAUAAUUAUAGAGUUUUAAUUAUGUUAUCAUCAUUUAGAUUAUUAAACAAAGAAGGUUUUGAAAAAUUAUUGGAAAAAUAUAAAAAGUGUAAUAGUAUAUUGACAAAUAGUUUAAAAGAAGAAUUGGAAAUGAAAAUAUUUUUUGAUGAAGAUGAGAUUGGAAAAUUAAUUCAUCAAAUUAAAUAUAUUUAUGCAAGAUAUUUCACUGGCAAUGAUAAGAGAUUGGCAAAGAAUGAAUUACGAUCACCUGUUGCUGGUGACAAUAGAGGAUUGGUAUUUACGGUUGGUUUGCUUAUUGGUUUUUGUAUCAUGUUGGGUGGACUUUCUAUAUACACCUAUCAUCAAUACUAUCCUCACGACAAUCCACCUCACAAUGCCCCAUUGGCUUGGUUGUUAUUCCGUAUCACUCUACUCCCUGUACUUUUAGGAACUCUAUUUGCUCUUCAAACAUUUAUCUUUGAAAGAACAAAAAUCAACUAUGUAUUUAUAUUUCAAUUAAAACCAGAAUAUUCAAGAUCUUCUUUACUUUAUUUUAAGUUUGGAUUAAUAUUUAUAUCAUUUUGGUUAUUAUGUUUAUAUUUUUAUAUUGAUACGACAUCGACACCAUCAAAUAUAAGAAUAUCACCAAUUAUAUUCCCCAUCUUGUUUAUGAUUACAUCGGUAGUGGUGAUUGCAUUACCAUUCCCAGUGUUUGCACACAAGACUAGAUUUUGGGCACUCAAGACAUUUGGAAGAGUGUUGUGUGCUCCUUGGGUACGAGUCCAUUUCAAGGAUUUCUUCAUGUCUGUUCAAUUGCUCAGUCUUGGUGACUUUUUCUUUAACAUUCAAUCCAUGAUUUGUAUUUUCAACUACAAUGCAUUGGAUCCAGAAGAAUUGUCAUUUUGCUAUUCUACCAGCUUCCUUGCUCUACCCAUCCUCAAUGGUCUCCCCUACUAUCUCCGUAUCAUGCAAUGUUUUAGAAGAUACUAUGAAACUAGAUGUUUCUUUCCUCAUAUUACAAGUGCCAUUCGUUCAAUGUUUUCUUUAGUUACUUUAGUACUUGCUUAUCUUGCUUUAUUAAUUAAACAUGAUGCAAAAUGGAAUGAAAUUAAAACUAUUUGGUUUUUCCUUAGUAUUGUUGGUAGUUUAUAUAAAUGGUACGCUGAUAUGGCUGUUGAUUGGGGUUUCUUAUUAUCACCAUCAACCAAUAAAUUUUGGCCACUUCGAGAGAAAUUAGUAUUUUCAAAAUAUAAAUUUAUUUAUUAUAUAGCAAUGGUAUUGGAUUUAUUCCUUAGAUAUUUAUGGUUAUUGGUAUUUUUAAUUAGAGAUAAUACAUCACAUCGUCUUGAUAAUCCAUUAUUCCUUUUCUUCUUGUCAAUGGGUGAAGUAUUUUGGGCGACACAGUUUAUAUUCUUUAGAGUAGAAUCUGAACAUUGUCAAACCGCCGAUAAAUACAGUGUCUAUCAUGACAUUCCAAUGCCAUUCACUCAAGAAUAUAAUAAUUAUUUGGAUUCAAAGAAAAUUAAUCAAAAUCAAAGUAGUUAUAAUAAUCAAAGUAAUAAUAAUAAUAAUCAAAAUAAUAAUACAUCUAUUAAUACUCCAACUCAAAAUGAUAAUAAUAAUAAUAUUAAUAACAGUAACAAUAAUAAUAAUAUUCAUAAUAGUGAUAGUAUUAAUAGUUUAAAAAAUACUAAUAAUAGUGAUAAUUAUACUCCAAGUUCCAAUUCAUCAACAUUAUCUCUCUUGGAUAAUACAAAUAAUAAUAGUAAUAAUAAUUAA
This is a messenger RNA of Cavenderia fasciculata, 3288 nucleotides long. Its product is annotated as SPX domain-containing protein. Gene Ontology annotation, biological process: phosphate ion transport; cellular response to phosphate starvation. Gene Ontology annotation, molecular function: inositol hexakisphosphate binding. The transcript has 7 exons. NCBI's taxonomy places the organism in Eukaryota, Evosea, Eumycetozoa, Acytosteliales, Cavenderiaceae. Gene Ontology annotation, cellular component: Golgi apparatus; plasma membrane; cytoplasm. The record is from RefSeq and is a predicted model, not a curated record. Bases 1 to 3288 code for a protein of 1095 amino acids.